Arachis ipaensis is the source of this 2088-nucleotide messenger RNA. RefSeq lists its product as uncharacterized. The record is from RefSeq and is a predicted model, not a curated record. NCBI's taxonomy places the organism in Eukaryota, Viridiplantae, Streptophyta, Magnoliopsida, Fabales, Fabaceae.
CAGGACACGAGUUUCAGCACUAAGCACUAACCAAAGCGGAGUAUUCCAAUUCCGCUUUUCACAGACAUCAAGAAUGGCCAGAAAUUCUUGUGUCUGCUAUUCUGGCUAGUAACAUAUAAUUAGAAUUGUUACGUUUUAUAAUUUUGAUUUGAAUGAAUGAAUGAAUAUUGGAUGCUUCAGUUACAAGCAUAUAGUAUGGAUUAUUUGAUUUUAUAAUAUGAAUGAAAAUUGAUGGUCCACCAUCCUUAUAAGAGACAUGAAUGUACUACUGUUUAUUAACCCCAUUCUCACACAAAAUGAACCUUCCCUAUUUUAAUUUAAUUUAACCCGUUCCAAUUUUACUAUGAUAUUAAAUGAUUAAAUUAGUAUAAGGAGGGUCAUUGACUAAGACUUAUUUUGAUGGGUCCAUACUCCAUAGUCCAUGGUCCUCUUAAUCUCUUAUAUUAUUUAUUUCAACUCCUUUUCUUAGCUGCCACUUUCAUUUUCUUUCCCUUCACUUCAUUCAUAGUGGAAGAAUAAUAAUGGGAAGACACUCUUGCUGUUACAAGCAGAAGCUUCGGAAGGGUCUAUGGUCUCCUGAAGAGGAUGAAAAGCUUCUGAGGCAUAUCACUAAGUACGGUCAUGGAUGUUGGAGCUCUGUUCCUAAGCAAGCAGGUUUGCAGAGGUGUGGUAAGAGUUGCAGGCUUAGGUGGAUCAAUUACUUAAGGCCUGAUUUAAAGAGAGGUACAUUUUCUCAGGAGGAAGAAAAUCUCAUCAUUGAACUUCAUGCUGUGUUAGGGAAUAGAUGGUCUCAGAUUGCGGCGCAGCUUCCGGGGAGGACAGACAAUGAAAUCAAGAAUCUGUGGAAUUCAUGCUUGAAGAAGAAGCUGAGGCAAAGAGGCAUAGACCCUGUUACACACAAGCCAUUAUCUGAAUUGUCAGAGGAGAAGAGCCAGAUACAAGAGAAAGCAUUGUCCAAUGAUAAUGAAUUGAACUUGUUGAGAUCAGAGAGUUCCAAUAAGUCUGAUGGAGCUUCUUCCUAUGAUCAUCAACAACAACAACAACAACAACAACAACAAGGAUUUGUUCCAACAUCAGAGAUGGAAGGUUCUUCUUCCACUAACAAGGACAUUUUCCUUGACACUACAACAAGGUUCAUGGCUAACACUUGCUCAGAUUUUAUGGGCAACUACAACAUGAGUUAUGCAUCAUCAUCUUCCAAUGUCACUGUCACCGACAACAAUUGGUUCACACAAACAUCAAGGCCUUCUUUUGAUAUCAACUCAGAUUUCACCUCAUCAUCAUCAUUCCUACCUGGUUCCUUUUGCUACAAGCCAGAAUCUCUCAAGAACACCAACAUGCUUUCUUCUUCUUCUUCUUCAUGGGGAUUGAUCACAGAUUGCAGCAUGGAAGAAGCAGAAGAGGCAAAGUGGUCUGAGUAUCUUCACAAUCAAAUGUUGAUGCUUGCAGCUGUUCAGAACAACAACAACAACAACAACAACAACAACCAAGCUUCUUUAUGCAAUGAGAUAAAGCCUCUUCCUUCAACCACCACAGUAACAACAACACCACCACCACAUUUGGUUCCUGAUACUUUAGGGGCUAUCAUGUUACCUCAUUCCAAGAAUCAACAUCACCAUACAUCACAAACUUCUUCUACCACCACCUUUUCCAAGGAUAUCCAGAACCUAACAGCAGCCUUUGGACAUAUAUAAUCAUAUCACCCUCCUCUCCUCUUCUUAAUUUUACACAAACACACAGAAAAAGAAAAAGAAGAUUCCAUUGGGUUGGUGUUUAAUUUCUUAGUACAGGUGUGUGUGUGCAACCACAGAUUUUUGGAUUUGUACAUAGGUUCUGUCACAAAACAAAAAAAGAAAGAACAUUUCUUUCUUAUCUUUCACCCUCUUCUUCAACUUGGUAAUAUUUGUGAGCCAAAACCAAUUUGUCUUUCUUUCUUUCUUUCUUUCUUUCUUUUUUAACUUGUGGGGUGGUGUGGGUAGAAAUUUGAGGAAUAAGGAUUGCUCUGCUUCUUCUUUCUACUCUUUUGUUUUCAUACACUGUAAGUGCAUUAUUAUAUAUAUAUAUAUUACAAUGGUUCAUUUCCAUAUC